UUUGCGAUGCACUUAGUGCGAAUCAGAAUUCGAAAGUGCGCCUUUUAUUUACAACAGCAGCGACUUUGCAGACUACGCAGUGGAAAAAUGUUGAGGACACUUUUACUCGUGGCGUUCUCCACACUUUUGAUAACACAGUUCGGUUUGUGCCUACCAAACCCAUCCUCCUCGGAAUCAGCGGAGAGCAAUAACGUUGCGCAGAGCACCCAAACGACAACACCGUUGCCGGAAGAAAGCAAUUUGCCUAAAGCUCGGCAGAGACUCGAACUACUGAAGUACAAAAACUCGUUGAAUAUUUUAAAUUCUGAACUGCGAAAAAGCAACCAGAUAGUCAACGACGUGUUGGCAGAUCCAUCCAUGAAUAAUAUCGACAACGAAGAUAUGGAAUGUGAAAAAAGUGUACUGCGAAAAUAUGUGGAGGACUCAGAAAAAUGGUUAGUUGCUACUUUACCUUCCAACAAAAACGAUCACGAAAAUCGCUUGAAGUUGGAAUUUGAGAAAAUGGUUGUGCUUUGCAGUCUGCACCAAUAUGUGCGACGACUUUCUUCAGAUAGAAGGGAACUAACACUAUGGCAACAGAUUAUUUGGGAUGCUUUGGAGGAGCAUGGAUAUUUUGAGUACCGUACGGCGUUUAAUAAUCGUAGAUACACAUUUACUAUGUGUAAUUGGGAUGAUGAGCUUGAUGAUUUAUGAAGACACUUUCCGCAGCCGAAAAAGAGAGGACACGAAAAACGAGCUUGGAUUGAGCAAGGAUCAAUUGGGAAAACAAUUGUUCACACUACUAUUCAACUUUGAUUCUGAUACUGUUCACGAAAUGGCACAAAAGGGAAAUAAAUAAAUAUCUUAAAUAAAAUUUUA
Anastrepha ludens (Mexican fruit fly) is the source of this 858-nucleotide messenger RNA. RefSeq lists its product as uncharacterized. The record is from RefSeq and is a predicted model, not a curated record. The transcript is spliced from 2 exons. Lineage: Eukaryota; Metazoa; Arthropoda; Insecta; Diptera; Tephritidae. Bases 7 to 693 code for a protein of 228 amino acids.